AUGGAAAAGCUGGUUGAAGUGUCUGAACAAGAAAUUCGCAUAGAGUUCGCAUUAGGCUGCAAAUGUCGCACUGAUAUUCACAUUAAGUCGCUCUCUUCCACUUCCCCAGUAGCGUUCAAGAUCCAGACCUCGUCCCCUCACAAGUUCCUGGUUAACCCACCCAGUGGACUGAUUGCACCGCUCGCCUCCACCACUUUCCAAGUCGUCCUAAAACCCCAAUCCCACCUCCCCGAAACCUUUCCCCGCUCAACUUCCGACCGUUUCCUCCUCAAAACAGCUCUCGCACCUGAACUCACUCCCGAGUCGAGUCCUUCCGAGUUCAUUAACUCGUGGUUCAACUCAGCCCCCCACCUCACCACCUACCACAUCAAACUCAAAGUUUACUUCCUGGGUCCUCUUCUUUUGAGGCAUGCAGUCAGCGUUAGAGAUGUUGAAGCAGUCAGGAACCUAAUUAAACGACAAAGAUCAGUUGUUGCUGAGUUGUCACCUGGGGAAGCCGAGUCAUUGUACCGCGUCGCCACUCAGCUGGAUAAUACUAAUACUAAUAGCUCCAGUAGUAACUCGGACGACAUGGUGGGUUUACUUCUAGAAUCUGGAUUGAAAGUUGAUAAAUUCGCUGAAUCAGAUGAACUCAAAUGCGCGUCGAAGGGGUGGCGCGAUUUGCACAUAGCAGUGGCGUUUGAUCGGACGGACGAAGUUCAGAGAUUAUUAACGGGAAAGGAUCGAGUGCUGUUGGAUUGUAGGGAUAAGGAAGGGAACACGCCAUUGCAUUUAGCGGCGAGCAAAGGUCAGUUGGACAGUGCUAAGGUGUUGGUAAGUGCAGGGGCACAGGUGGACGCGAGGAGUAACGACGGCCGGACGGCUUUGCACAGAGCUGCUGCUAAUGGGGACCGUCGGAUGGUGGAGAUGUUUCUAGACGUGGGUGCUGACCCCACAAUUUCUGAUUUUGAUCUUGGCCGUUCAGCCUUUGAUGUUGCACGUGAUAAGGGGCACAAAGAGGUAGUUAAAAUACUUGAUCGUGGCGCAUCGGUGCUUAGUGCUGCAAGGCGCGGAGAGUUGGAUCUACUCGAGUCCCUACUCGAAAAAGGUGCAUCUUUGAGUUUCUCCGAUCAAUACGGUUUGACGCCACUUCACAUUGCAGCUAUUAAGGGACAUAAAGAUGCAGUAAUGAUGCUUGUUGAAUUUGGCGCUGAUUUGGAAAGCCAAGAUGCCGAAGGCCAUACGCCACUGCAUUUGGCUGUUGAAGGAGGCUCGGUCGAGAUUGUCCAAGUUUUGAUCAAUAGAGGAGCUAAUGUAAAUGCAAAGAGCAAGAAAGAGCCCAGAAGCAUCACUACCCAGCUGCAGCUAACGGCACCUGAUAUACCGCCACUGUCCACUAAGAUUGGGGUGUCGGUGGAGGAUUUGGUGGCACUGCAGUCACUCGACUUACCGGCUGAUUUGGCGGCACUGCUUCAAUAG
Molecule: messenger RNA, 1458 nt
Organism: Fraxinus pennsylvanica
Lineage: Eukaryota; Viridiplantae; Streptophyta; Magnoliopsida; Lamiales; Oleaceae
Source: the annotation of a GenBank genome assembly